AUGCUAACUUGUAAGUCGCUCUUAUGGAAAAAUGCGGCAAGAGGUGUUUCCCUUGCAAGCAAAGUGCGCCCUUGUUUAGGCCCCGUUAUCACACACUCGAGACACUUAUAUAAUUCAGCCUCGUCACAGGGAGAUGCCAUCAGAUCACUACACAUGACUAAAACAUGGAAGGGCAAUAAGUCGACAAACUCCGAACGUGUAAAUAUCGUCAGCAGACGUUCUCUGUUCACAGAAACAAGCCAUGCCUGUGCGAAAUGCCAGAAAACGUCACAAUUGAUAAACAACACCCCAAAACGUGAAAUACUUCCCGAUAAUGUCGUUCCUUUACACUACGAUCUAAUUGUAGAACCUGAUUUUGAAACAUUCAAGUUCGAAGGCUCUGUUAAGAUUGAAUUGAAAAUCAACAAUUCUGGAAUUGACACGGUAACACUAAAUACUAUUGAUAUCGAUAUUCAUUGUGCCAAACUUGGCGAUAUCGCAGCUUCUAAGAUUAAUAUUAAGGAGGAGCAACAGGUUACCGACUUCGUGUUUCCUGAAGGGACCUUAGCCUCUUUUAAGGAUAAUGUCAUUUUGAAUAUAAAGUUUACUGGUAUCUUAAAUGAUAAUAUGGCUGGCUUCUAUAGAGCCAAAUAUGAAGACAAGUUAACCGGUGAAACAAAGUAUAUGGCUACCACUCAAAUGGAACCAACGGAUGCCAGGAGAGCCUUUCCAUGUUUUGAUGAGCCCAAUUUAAAAGCGUCCUUUGCAAUCACUUUAGUCUCAGACCCAUCUUUGACACACUUGUCCAACAUGGAUGUCAAGAACGAAUAUAUCAAGGACGGUAAGAAGUUCACUUUAUUUAACACAACUCCUAAAAUGUCAACCUAUCUCGUUGCUUAUAUCAUUGCUGAAUUGAAAUAUGUCGAAUCUAAAAACUUCCGUAUUCCUGUCAGAGUUUAUGCUACUCCAGGUAAUGAAAAAGAUGGACAGUUUGCUGCUGAUUUGACUGCGAAGACCUUGGCAUUUUUUGAAAAGACUUUUGGCAUUCAAUAUCCCUUGCCUAAAAUGGACAACGUUGCAGUCCAUGAAUUUUCGGCAGGAGCCAUGGAAAAUUGGGGUUUAGUCACAUAUAGAGUGGUUGAUCUAUUAUUAGACAAAGACAAUUCAACAUUGGAUCGUAUUCAAAGAGUCGCAGAAGUUGUUCAACAUGAAUUGGCUCACCAAUGGUUUGGUAAUCUAGUUACCAUGGACUGGUGGGAAGGUUUAUGGUUAAACGAGGGCUUUGCCACUUGGAUGUCAUGGUAUUCGUGUAAUGAAUUUCAACCAGAAUGGAAAGUCUGGGAGCAGUAUGUCACCGAUACCUUACAACAUGCAUUGGGCCUCGAUUCUUUGAGAUCCUCUCAUCCAAUUGAAGUACCUGUAAAGAAAGCUGAUGAAAUCAAUCAAAUAUUUGAUGCGAUUUCUUACUCAAAGGGUGCUUCUUUGUUGAGGAUGAUUUCGAAAUGGUUAGGCGAAGAAACUUUCAUCAAAGGUGUGUCCCAGUAUUUGAGUAAAUUUAAAUAUGGCAACGCAAAGACUGAGGAUUUAUGGGAUGCCUUGGCAGACGCUUCGGGCAAGGAUGUUCGCUCUGUAAUGAAUAUCUGGACUAAAAAAGUAGGAUUUCCUGUCGUCUCAGUUAGCGAAGAGGGAAAUGGUAAAAUAACCUUUCGCCAAAACCGUUACCUAAGUACAGCCGACGUCAAAGCCGAUGAGGAUACAACAAUUUAUCCAGUAUUUUUGGCACUGAAGACUAAGGAUGGGGUUGACAGCUCUUUUGUAUUGAACGAAAGAAGCAAAACCAUUGAAUUAAAAGACCAACAUUUUUUCAAGGUUAAUAGCGAACAAUCCGGUAUAUAUAUCACAUCCUAUAGCGAUGAAAGAUGGGCAAAAUUGGGAGAGCAAGCUGACCUAUUGUCAGUCGAGGACCGGGUUGGUUUGGUUGCUGAUGCCAAAACAUUAUCCGCUUCCGGCUACACCUCAACUAUCAAUUUUAUGAACUUGAUCUCCAAGUGGAACAAAGAAAAGUCAUUUGUUGUUUGGGACCAAAUAAUCAACAGCAUAUCUUCACUGAAAUCUACCUGGUUGUUUGAGUCAAAGGAGACUCAAAAUGCUCUUGACAAUUUCACGAAACAACUAAUCAGCAGCAUGACGCAUGACUUAGGUUGGCAGUUCAAAGCCUCUGAUUCCUUUUCUACCCAGCGUUUGAAAGUCACCAUGUUUGGUGCUGCCUGUGCUGCAAGAGAUGCUGAUGUCGAAAGAGCUGCCCUGAAAAUGUUUACUGAUUAUUGUAAUGGUAACAAAGAAGCUAUUCCGGCAUUGAUCAAGCCAAUUGUAUUUAACACCGCUGCAAGAAUUGGUGGCAUGGAAAACUACGAGAGGAUUUACAAAAUCUAUUUAAAUCCUGUCUCUAACGAUGAGAAAUUGGCCGCAUUGAGAUCCUUCGGUAGAUUCAAAGAACCUGAAUUACUGAAAAGAACUUUAGGCUAUCUGUUUGAUGGCACUGUCUUGAAUCAAGAUAUCUAUAUUCCAAUGCAAGGCAUGAGGGCUCAUCAAGAAGGUGUCGAGAUCUUAUGGAGUUGGGUCCAGAAGAACUGGGAUGAACUCGUGAAGAGAUUACCUCCUGGUCUUUCAAUGUUGGGUUCCGUCGUUACCUUAGGUACUUCUGGUUUUACUUCGCUACAGAAAAUAGAUGAGAUUAAGAAGUUCUUUGCCACCAAGUCUACCAAAGGUUUCGAUCAAAGUUUAGCCCAAUCAUUGGACACCAUAACUUCAAAGGCGCAAUGGGUCAAUAGAGACCGUGAUGUGAUCGACAAGUACUUGAAGGAUAAUGGAUACUUUUGA
This is a messenger RNA of Saccharomyces kudriavzevii IFO 1802, 2859 nucleotides long. It is a transcript of the gene APE2, whose product is annotated as metallo-aminopeptidase. NCBI's taxonomy places the organism in Eukaryota, Fungi, Ascomycota, Saccharomycetes, Saccharomycetales, Saccharomycetaceae. Gene Ontology annotation, cellular component: cytoplasm. Bases 1 to 2859 code for a protein of 952 amino acids. The record is from RefSeq and is a predicted model, not a curated record. Gene Ontology annotation, molecular function: zinc ion binding; peptide binding; metalloaminopeptidase activity. Gene Ontology annotation, biological process: proteolysis; peptide catabolic process. The transcript is spliced from 2 exons.